Messenger RNA from Pieris rapae (cabbage white), 4114 nucleotides. Its product is annotated as protein sidekick-1. Gene Ontology annotation, biological process: dendrite self-avoidance; axon guidance; homophilic cell-cell adhesion. Gene Ontology annotation, molecular function: cell-cell adhesion mediator activity. The record is from RefSeq and is a predicted model, not a curated record. Bases 121 to 3105 code for a protein of 994 amino acids. NCBI's taxonomy places the organism in Eukaryota, Metazoa, Arthropoda, Insecta, Lepidoptera, Pieridae. Gene Ontology annotation, cellular component: plasma membrane; axon. The transcript has 17 exons.
GUUUUAUAGAGGGGGGCAGUACGCGGCGACGUGUCUGACGGGGUGGUUGUGUCGCACUUUUUUCUAAUACAUCGCGAUGUUCGAAUAAACAAAAGUCGAAUGUGUUAAGUGUAUGUCAUUAUGGUGAUACUGUGUGAUAAGCGUGAAUGGAACCAGUUGAUAAUACUUUUGAAUUUUUUGAUCAUUUUCCGAAGCUCUCUUGCGCAAGGCCGGGCGCCCCGUAUAAAGGAGCACCCAGCUGACACAAUAGUUGGGAGGAGCGAACCCGCUACCCUUCGGUGCGUGGCUGAAGGAAAGCCCAAACCAACGAUCCAGUGGUACAAGGACGGCUCUCCGCUUGCGCCAACUGAUCACCCGCACAGGGUUUUGCUUGAAGAUGGACUUCUUUUUCUCAGGGUCAUGCGUGGUAAGAAAGAGAGCGACGAAGGCGUCUACUGGUGCGUCGCACGUAACACUGUCGGGGAAGCGGUUAGCAAGAACGCGACACUUACUAUCGCUGUUCUACGUGAUGAAUUCCGAACCGAGCCACGGGAUGUGAAAGUAGCUAGUGGAGAGCCAGCUAUGCUUGAAUGUUCUUCACCCAAGGGUGCUCCAGAUCCUUCAGUACAUUGGGUUAAAGAUGGAAGAACGCUUGAUGUCGAUGUUAAUGGAAGGAUAGCUAUAGUCGACGGAGGAAAUCUAAAGAUAAUAGAAAGUCUAGCAUCUGAUAGCGGUGUAUACAAAUGUGUGGCGUCUAACGUAGCAGGCGAAAGACAAUCUCGUCCCGCCACAUUACUCGUAUUACGCAGACCACAUUUUCUAGUGAAACCCAAUAAUAUAACGGCACUGAUUAACCAGAACGUUGAGUUUCAUUGUCAAGCUUCGCCGGAGUCAGACGUAUCAGUAACAUGGUCUCGUGAUAAAGGUCAACUAUCUCCGUAUGCAAUAAUAAGGAGGGGUUCGUUGAGGAUAGAUAGGGUGCUCUCAUCAGACGCUGGGACUUAUACUUGUCGCGCUGAGAGCCAAGCGGGAACCAGUGUGGCCAGUGCUACACUUACUGUGCAUUCUCUACCGCAUUUCACGCGCGUGCCUUCUGAUCAAACAGCAUGGGAAGGUGAAUCCAUUUCAUUUCCAUGUGACGCUGAUGGUUCUCCGAAACCUGUUAUAUUCUGGACGAUGGAGGGUUCGCAGGAAAUCAUAUUUCCAAAUUCCGUACACGCAUCGGGUUCUCUUUAUUUGGACCGAGUGUCUACUCAACACGCCGGUAGAUGGACGUGCGCAGCUGUCAGCGCCGCAGGAAGUGCAUUACAUACUGUUACUUUGCAGGUUUUACGGAGAGAAGCAAAUUCAUUCAAUGGGAACCUACAGUCGUCGUCUCCUUAUCCCGAUAUUAAUAAACCUCAAAAUCAUCCGCCAAUGACUCAGUACGAAUUAGUCCAAGCGCGUCGAUAUUUACAGAAGGAUGUAUUGGUCCUAAGACGCGUAGAAGGAAUAUCGUCGACGACUCUAAAAAUUGUGUGGGAUGUAUUGACUGAUUAUAAUGAAUACUUAGAAGGAGUGAAAAUAUGGUUUAAUGGGACGUCGUUGAAUAAACAAUUUGCUUUAGAAUUUCAAAAUCAACCGAUCAAUGGAAGUAUAGACAGUUUGAUAGAAUUAGCUAAACAUGAGAAUUUUACAAUGACAACGGUCCAUAAUAGUGGAUCGUCAAGCCACGUACUCACAGGGUUGAUACCGUAUGCCAAAUACAAUAUAUUUUUGAUGCCAUUUUACAAAUUGCUACUUGGGAAACCGUCCAACAUGAAGACUGGUUUUACAGAGGAAGAUGUCCCCACGGCUGCACCGCAUAGCGUAACAGCUGGUGUAAUAAAUUCAACAUCAGCGUGGAUUCGGUGGGACCCGCCGCCAGUUUACGCGUGGAAUGGAGAAAUAACUGGAUAUUUGAUUGAGGUGAGGGUCGGAGGAAGCAACAAUGGUCGUGUUGUGGGUCAGAUGUCACUUGGAGCCAAAACCCGUGCUGCAGCGGCCAGUUCACUCAGGGCUGGUGGGCGUUAUGUAGCACGCGCUGCGGCAGUGACUAAACGUGGUCAUGGGCCGUUCAGUGCGCCUGCGCAGAUACAUAUGUUGCCCACACAGUCGCAGAGGCAUUACGUGCAAACGGAACCAGCCAGAGACAAAGCAAUCUUGUCCGUGUUCCAAGAAACUUGGCUGCUCGUUUUAAGUUUGAUUUUAUUGGCGAUCAUUCUAGUCGGAACAGGCAUUAUUAUUUAUUUACGCCAGAAGCAGUCAAAACAACGAAAGAGCCACAAUUCAGCAAAUACCCCAAUUACGAACACACAGCAAUGUUUACUCGGUAAAGAGGCUGUGUGGCUGCGAGAGCGGCCUUUGUAUGACGCAAACGAGCCACGUGUUGAAAUGUUGAACUGCCAUCAGAGUCUUUUACACGCGGGAAAUUCCAUUGGGACAAUGACCAUGGAAGCAGAGUAUAGCUUACCUCAACAUUCUGCGACGAAGGACAUUAUACGCCAAGAUGACAUAAGAAAGUUUCCGCCAGAAGCAUAUGCAUCUAGUGCAAUAUAUAGUGAAUUAAAUAAUUAUCAGGAUCACACAGAUGCAGAAGAUUCCUGUAUCAAAUGUGCUGUGAGUCCAGGUUCAUAUGACAACAGUAUGAUUAGAUCAUUCGCUGAUAGCAAUCAAUAUUCUGCCGAAGAGUGUUCAACUUGUUGUAGGAGUAGUAGUAAUAGUUCCACAUUAACAAAAGAUUAUAGUGAUAUGACAAAAUGCAAUGGCGAUGACCAAGAUCUGUCAAUUGAAGAAUGCCCUUCGUGUAAGACAGCUCAGUCCAAAACAUCAAGUCAACAAGAAGCCAAAGCGUGGACAGCGAUAGCUGAUGUUGAAUAUGAUUACCCUCAGUGGCAGUGGCUAGCCCGAGAAAAUACCUUUAGACAGGUUUCACAAGAACCAAGAUACGAGACUCAAAGUAGACGGAGCGAGCAAAAUUGUAGGAUGAAUCUGUGUGAUAUACUUCCACCACCUCCAUAUGAAAGGGAAUCGCCAUAUCGUGAAAUGCACCCAUACGGAAGCAACACCGGUGCGUCUGGAUGUUCUGGACAUUCUUACAGAAGCUAACUCUAAAAUAUCAUUAGGGAUAAUAAAAGCAAUAAUUAGUCUAUCAAUUAUGUGUAUAUAAAAUGUAUAUUGAAGUGUUAAACUGUUACACCGCAGCACAAGUAUAGCUCAAUUAUUAUGAUCUCUGUUAAUGCAUGUUUUUUUUGCCUAAGCAUAAAUCUAUGCUCAAAUAUAAUCGUUUUUUAAUCAAUUGUAGUUCCAGUUAGCAUAUAAUAUUUAUUAUAUUAGAUAUAGAAAAGUAGUGGUGGUAGCUAUACCGUUUGUGCAAAACUGUAUUAGAAUCACAAAUCCGUUUCGUUUGAUCAAUAACAAUCAAUUGUAGAACGUUAUAGUUAUCACUAUGGGUAUCUCAGCGAAAUUUCUUGCUGCAACUUACUUACUGGGCCGCUCAUUACGCUGAUAAGGAACGUGUUUAGAUAAAUAUAAGAAAUUCAUUCACAAAUAAAUACUUUAUGUGCUCUCUAGGGAACUUUAUGUGCUCUCACCUUUAAAUAAAUGGGACGCCAUUUUAUAAAAAACAAAUUAAACAUCAGAGGCAACUGUCAUCUGUCAGCUGUCAGUGCCAAAUGUCAAGAUAAGAGGAGCGUAAUGCGCGCCACGGCAAGCAUGAUUUUAUGUAAAAGUUUCGCUCGGUAUUUAAUCCUAGUUAUCAUCUUUAAUAAACCAUGGUUAUUUUCUGGCGGUGAGGAAGAACAAAGGUUGUAGUGUUGUGAAUGUGUUUAAUAGACUGCUCUUGUAACGGAGUCUAGAUUUUAGGUCUUAUCUCUCUAGUGACUGUGAUAUAGAAUAAUUUUGUAUUGCAUUUUUUUAUUUUGUAAAUAAUUAGAAAUAUUUGAUAUCCCUAUACAAUUUUAACCUUUAUCUAUUUAUAGCGUUUUCAAAUGAGAACCAAUCAAACAAUUUCGAUCACAGUUGUAGUAAUUUUGUACUGAGCUAAAAACCUAUAUACAGUAAUUUAAUUUGUAUAUUCUGAUACAUCAGUCAACUUAUUAAAUGAUAGUAUAUUUGA